UUUCAGAGCACAGUGGUCCUGCUUUUUGUUUGCACUGAAAGGUAGUGCAGCCUGGUGGUUAUGAGCAGGGUCUCUACAUCCAGACUGCCUGACUGCCUAUAUUAGCUCUAGGUCUAGUUAGUCAGGUGACUUUGGGCAUGCUACUUCAUCUCUCUAUACCUGUUUCCUCAUCUGUACAAUGAAGGCACUAAUACAGGUCCACAGUCCCUUAUCUAAAAUUCUUGGGGCAUUAUGUUUCAGUUCAGAUAUUUCAGAUUCUAGGAGGGCUAUAUGGUGUGUAUAACACAAGCUAAGUAGAACACCAGUGGGGCGGGGGUCUGAGGGGUGCUAACCAAAUACAUUAAUAUUUCUGUAGUGAAAGGAAUGAGAAGUUGAAGUAAGUUGAACAGAAACUAUAAACUAGCUUAUCUAUAUUGAGAUUCGGUUUUGCUGCUAAAUGAGUAGUUAUAAAUCCUCUUUUGGUUUCACAGUUUUCUGGAUUCUGGAAACCUACAGAGACUGUGGACCUGUAGUACCUACCUCUAGGAUUGUUGGAAGGUCUGGGUUCUUUGCCCUGACAUCCCUUCGUCUUGUGUUUUUACUUGCAUUCAGUUCAAUGAUCAUUGUGUGUAUAGAUCAAUGGAAGAACAAAAUCUGGCCUGAAAUAAAAGUGCCAAGACCCGGCGUGUUAGACAAUGAGAGCUGGGGUUUUGUGCACCCUCGGUUGCUCAGCGUGCCCGAGCUCUGCCACCACGUAGCUGAAGUCUGGGUUAGUGGGACCAUUUUCAUAAGGAAUCUUUUGCUUUUCAAAAAGCAAAACCCAGGCAAGUUCUGCUUGCUGAGCUGUGGGAUACUGACCUUUUUGGCUGUCUUGGGCCGCUACAUCCCUGGGCUCCUGCUCUCCUACUUAAUUCUUGUCACUGUCAUGAUGUGGCCCCUCGCUCUGUACCACCGACUGUGGGACCGAGCGUACGUACGGCUGAAGCCCGCACUGCAGCGGCUGGACUUCAGCGUUCGUGGCUACAUGAUGUCCAAGCAGAGAGAGAGACAAUUGCGGCGCAGAGCUCUCCACCCAGAGCGUGCUGCAGACAACCACAGUGACAGCGAGGAGGAGCUUGCUGCCUUCUGUCCUCAGCUGGAUGAUUCCACUGUUGCCAGGGAACUGGCCAUCACAGACUCCGAGCACUCGGAUGCUGAGGUCUCCUGUACAGAUAACGGUACAUUCAACCUUUCACGGGGCCAAACACCUCUAACAGAAGGCUCUGAAGACCUAGAUGGUCACAGUGAUCCAGAGGAAUCCUUCGCCAGAGACCUUCCAGACUUCCCUUCCAUUAACGUGGAUCCUACGGGCCUGGAUGACGAGGACGAUACCAGCAUUGGGAUGCCCAGCUUGAUGUACCGGUCCCCGCAGGGGGCCGGGGAGUCUCAGGGCCCCCCUGCCAGCCGGGAAGAGGCUGCACUGCCGGAGCUUUUGCUUGGUGCCCUGCCUGCAGGAUCCAACCUCACCAGCAACCUUGCUAGCCUGGUUUCGCAGGGCAUGAUCCAACUGGCCUUGUCAGGGGCCUCCCAGCCAGGCCCUUCUGGCCUACCUCCCCGGAGAGCCACCAGAGGUGUCCUCAGGGCACCCAGUUCAGACCUGGACACUGAUGCUGAGGGGGAUGACUUUGAACUUCUGGACCAGUCAGAGCUGAAUCAGCUGGACCCUGCCAGUUCCAGGAGCCACUGAGGAGAGACUUCCUUUGGGGGGGGUCACUGUGGUUUAAGUUUUUUUUCUCCCCAUUCCACUUAAGGUGAAGGGGCAAGGGAAGAACCCAGGUCCAACCCUCUGAAUUAUAUAGUAUGCACGGUGGCCUGGCUGAUGCUCAGAGGCCUACUCAGAGAGGAUACUGACUCCCUUGCUAUCAGCUAGAUGCUGAUAUCUGAGCUCAAGUCACCGAAGUGAGAGUGUGCUCCCCUGAGGGACACUUCUCUCCAUCAGGAUGGUGGUACUUUUGGGGAACAAAGUAGUCAGGGGUAUUGGUUCCCUUUUGAGGGGAUGCUGCUGUGUGCUUCUAGGUCUGGGUGGUCAGAGGCCCUCAGUGAAUAGAUCCCUUCCCUUCCUCCAUCCGUUUAUCAUCUCCGUAGAGCUCCAAGUCAGGCAGCUGGAAGAGUUUUAGUGUCCUCUUUUGCUAAGCCAUGGUUGAUUUGCCUUUUUCUAAGCAAACUUGUCCUUUGGUUCUGCAGAGCAGGCCUGUUCCCCUUGCCUCAGCCCAUCCUCAUUUCUUGAGGCCUACCCCCUAGUGCUCCAGAAUCUUGCUUGUGAAGUUUUAGAAUGUGAACAUGAGGUGUGGGUGGGCCUCUUCCACAUUACUUUGGGCUGUGGGGUCAGUGGGUUGGGAGGGUGAACGCCUCUGUAGCUCCCAGACUCACUCACUGUUUUGGAGCUGCCUGGUUAUUUUUGGUGCUGCUAACCCCUGGCUCCAUUUACCCAUCAGCCUGAGCAACGAGCAUAGCAAUACCAUACCAUUCCAUACCAUUUCUGUGUUCCCGUUCCUUCCCCUGCUCCUCCUUUGGAGAAGCAAUAAUCCCACACAGGCGAUGUCAGAGUAGCACUUUACAGACGGCUCAGUGGCAUUCAUCCCAGGAGCCACCGGCUCUUGCACCAGCUCUUCUUACCCUUUGUUCAGCUCCUUUAAUAAUUUUGUUUUCAACUGCCCAGUUAGCAAGAAUCUGUAAUCAGCAGAAACCCCUGUAUGGGGUAUCUAUAUUCUACUGGCCCUAGUAAAAAUCAUGUGAGACAAAAACAAAAUGAUCACCAGUUCUAAACCCAUGCCUCCCCAAUCAGAGCUCAAGCCAAAUUCUCCUAAUCAUCUAUCCCUCCACAUAAAUUAACCCUUUGCUGAUCCUCAGGGACCACUCCCUCCAACACCCUGCACCUGGGUGAUGGAUGUUGGACAGAGCCCGUUUUCACGUGCUGCAGGUGGGAGUGUGCUAACGUGUUUGCUCUUUGUUGAUGGACAAGGUAGAGGCCAGGGAGUAAAAAUAGUCAACGGUGAGAGGAGAGAAGAGCUGGGUGUCGGAUUCAGUCACUUCCCUUUGUGUGAAGUUUAGAGUAACAGCCUCUCCCUCGCUUUAGGCUUCUCAGACUUUGGACACCUCUCUUCUCAGAGCCCAGAUGUCUUACAGGUGAGCUCUGAUGCGGAAGAAAACAGGAGGUGUGGGAAAGGAGUGGGAUUUUGUGCGUUUGCAUGAGUGUGUGUAGCUUCAGGCCUUGGGAGUUGGCAGGAGGGAGAAAAGGAAGGAGAGCAAAAUCUUUGGAAGGUGUGUUUUGUACCUGCGGAUCCUGCUCUGAAUCUCCUUAGUCCUCCACUGUGAAUCCGGAUGGGGAUGAGGGUGGGAGGGGUGCUGGGGAAUAAAUCUUGUAUGAGAACAACUUU
This is a messenger RNA of Bubalus bubalis (water buffalo), 3395 nucleotides long. RefSeq names its product reticulophagy regulator family member 3 (gene RETREG3). The coding region runs from base 437 to 1705 and encodes 422 amino acids. Gene Ontology annotation, biological process: reticulophagy. The transcript has 9 exons. The record is from RefSeq and is a predicted model, not a curated record. NCBI's taxonomy places the organism in Eukaryota, Metazoa, Chordata, Mammalia, Artiodactyla, Bovidae.